Messenger RNA from Salpingoeca rosetta, 592 nucleotides. RefSeq lists its product as uncharacterized. The transcript is spliced from 6 exons. NCBI's taxonomy places the organism in Eukaryota, Choanoflagellata, Craspedida, Salpingoecidae. The annotation marks the transcript as partial. The record is from RefSeq and is a predicted model, not a curated record.
AUGGGUUGGGAGGAGCAGCUGUGGACACACACGUCCAUGGUCAUGGUGGGCACAUCCAACCACAGCGACGCAGCUAUGCGCAGCUCCGCUGUCACCGCCAUCACCGUCACCAUCGCCAUCGACUGCACAGCCGCCAUCACACGCCGGCCGACAACGGCCCCAAUCUGGCGUGAGGCAGACAUUGCACAUGUCAGUCGCUCUGAUGAAGAGGUGAGCAAUGUGCGUGAGGCGCAUGAAGCUGUGGAACUAACGACGAUGACGAUGACGAUUGCUGGAGCAGCAACAGCUGAUGGCUGGCUGCAUUUGGAUGAACGGGCCCUCUGCCUCUGGGCCAUCUCCACCACCUCGUCGUCGUCAUCAUUUGUCACCAACAACAGCGGGUGCGGCCGUGGAUGUGGAGGGUGUAUUGUGCGUCGAUUUGCCGUUGCCUUGCAUGACGACGCUGCUGGUGGCGGUGAGACGGUGACCGAUCUCUUCCCAGGCCCCCAUGACACGAGCAGGGCGAUAAAUGCACACACAAAUGUGCAAGAAAAGAAGGCACAAGGUGAGAUGUUGGGGCUGUGUGUGUGUGUGUGUGUGUGUGUGUGUGUGU